GGUAAAAACCGAAACUCAUUUUCUGAGCUCCCGUGUUCGAUUCUCGUUUUGCCCAAAAUCAGUAUUUUUAGUUCAUCAUUUUGUCCUUCAACAUCAGAGCCAUGGAUCCAGACCAAUCCUCUUCAACUCGCCGGAAGGUCAAGUUCGCCCCAAAAGCCCCACCCAACAGGAAGCCCAAACCACCACCACCUUCUUCCGAAACUGAAGCAGGUGAUGAACUACACGAAGAUAGCGCACAGGCUCAAGCUUUCUUACGUCGUUGGAAUGAGAAUCUUGCAAGACGCCAGCCUAAAGUUGAAAGAAAAUCAAGCGUGCAAGUCGCAUUUGGUCCUGGAGGUUCAUCACCUUCUCUAAGGACAGAUGGAAUUAGUAAGUCUGUACAUAGCGGUAAAAGCAGUGGCACGGCAUCUGAAUAUCUUGCUAAUGAGCAAAAUGGUUUAACACGUUCUUUAACUGCUGUGGAAGAUCAAAGCGACCCUUUUAUGGUAGAUGUUACUGAUGAUAACACUAAUGCAUCAGCCGGGAAAACUAAAAGAGAUUACGUGGAACCAUGGGAUUAUGUCAACUCUUACUAUCCUAUUACUCUUCCUCUGAGGAAGCCCUAUUCUGGAGAUCCAGAAAUUCUUGAUGAAGAAGAAUUUGGUGAGGCUGCUACUAGUGUGGAGUAUGAUGAGAAUACUGUUAAUCCUGCUGCAGCACUCGGGCUCUUGGAGAAGAGUGAACAACAAAGGAUGCUUUUCUUUCAGCUUCCUGCUCUGCCUUUGGUCAAGCAAUCUGUGAGUAUUAAGGGGAAGGAGAAAAUUGGUACAUCAACAGUAUCACGAGAUCCAACUAAUAGGAGUAACAUGGAAGAUUUACCAAGUGGAUAUAUGGGCAAAAUGCUAGUAUUCAAGAGUGGAGCAAUCAAAUUAAAACUAGGAGAAACCCUGUUCGACGUCUCUCCAGGUUUAAAUUGUGAUUUUGCUCAAAAUGUUGUGGCCAUGAACACUACACAGAAACACUGCUGCGUUCUUGGGGAGAUUAGUAAAAGGGUUGUUGUAACUCCUGAUCUUGAUUCAAUUGAUCUGUGAAUAUGUGAAUAUUUGGUUAUACGCCAUCAUAUAGGGAAAUAGUACAGGUACCUGCGUGGUUUAUGUAAAUAGGGAUAUUAUGUGAAUAUGGGUGGACUACAAAUGCACUGCUGAUUGGCAAGUGCAAAUUGGAAACUAGACCUAGCAUUUGACAUU
Molecule: messenger RNA, 1226 nt
Organism: Gastrolobium bilobum
Lineage: Eukaryota; Viridiplantae; Streptophyta; Magnoliopsida; Fabales; Fabaceae
Exons: 9
Coding region: 102-1070 (322 amino acids)
Biological process (GO): transcription by RNA polymerase III
Cellular component (GO): RNA polymerase III complex
Molecular function (GO): DNA binding
Source: RefSeq, a predicted model, not a curated record